AUGGGAAUGGAUCCCGACACCCGGGUUUCCUUCCUUAUCGAUCAGCAGGUGGGUGGGUGGAAUUACGUUCUCGUUCAGAAUCUAUUUGUUGAGAGGGAAGCUGAACAAAUUCUCAGCAUUGCUCUGAGUCCUUUGUGCAGGCCGGAUAGAAUCACUUGGGGGGGCACCAAAAAUGGGACCUUCACUGUUCGCAGUGCUUAUCAUCUGGAAAUGCAGAGAAGAAGACAGGAGGAGGGGGAGUGCUCAACUCAAGGAGACAAUACGGAAUUUUGGAAAUGGUUAUGGGGUCUGCAAGCUCCAGGGGUUAUUAAGAACUUUGCUUGGAAAGUAGCUAACGAGUUGUUACCAACAAGGCAGAAUUUAUUCCGGAGGAAGGUUAUUUCUGCCCCCUUCUGUCCGUUUUGUGAGAGUGAGACGGAGACAACUUUCCAUAUUCUGUGGAACUGCCCUUCAACAACGGCAGUUUGGCAAGAAGCUCCAGGCCAGUUGGUAAUUCAGGCAAGGGAGAUGUUGGUGGCCUUUGCAUCUGAGAACAGCCGAAAUACAGAGGAGGGCGUCUCUAACCCUCAUUCUCUACACCUCUGGGAGAAACCACCCCCUGGUUGGAUGAAAGCUAAUUGGGAUGCAGCCGUAGACCAAAAACUCAACAGGAUGAGUACAGGGGUGGUGGUUCGGGAUGAGCAAGGGGUGGUGGUGGCUGCUUCUAUGGCAAUUGUCCCCUUCAUCCGUGACCCAUCUUUGGCUGAAGCUAUAGGGGCGUGGCAUGCUCUCUCUCUUUGCAGCUUCCAGGGCUUUUCACAGGUAAAUUUUGAAAGGGAUUCACAAGUGGUGGUGUCAGUUUUGCAGAAGGGAAAUCAGAGUUGUAGCAGUAUUGGCCAAAUUAUAGAGGACACCAGACACUGUCUCUCUGCAUUAUAUCCUUCUAGGGUGACUUUUGUAAAGCAUGAGGCUAACACAGCUGCCCACAAGUUGGUUAAAAGUGCUUUAUGUAGACAGAUUGAUCAUGUCUGGAUAAAGGAGUGCCCUCCUGUUAUCCAAUGUGUUGUAGCCAAUGAGCAAUUGUCUUGA
This is a messenger RNA of Alnus glutinosa, 1068 nucleotides long. RefSeq lists its product as uncharacterized. Gene Ontology annotation, molecular function: nucleic acid binding; RNA-DNA hybrid ribonuclease activity. The coding region runs from base 1 to 1068 and encodes 355 amino acids. The record is from RefSeq and is a predicted model, not a curated record. The transcript is spliced from 2 exons. Lineage: Eukaryota; Viridiplantae; Streptophyta; Magnoliopsida; Fagales; Betulaceae.